Molecule: messenger RNA, 1131 nt
Organism: Acanthosepion pharaonis
Lineage: Eukaryota; Metazoa; Mollusca; Cephalopoda; Sepiida; Sepiidae
Source: the annotation of a GenBank genome assembly
AUGAACAGACGAUUUUCUCCAUGCCUCUAUCUAACGCAUAUCUAUCUAUCUAUAGCUAUCUAUCUAUCUAUAUAUCUAUCUAUCUAUUCAUCUAUCUAUCUAUCUACUUUUGCCGGUUCAUAUCUAUUUAUCUAUGUCACUCAUGAUCUAUAUCAGCCUGAAUUUCUCCCAAAUGUUUUCUCUUCUAUCUAUCUAUCUAUCCUCUCUAUCUAUCUAUCUAUCUAUCUAUCUAUUCCUAAUAUAUAUAAAUUGCAAAAUUUUAUAUAUAUAAAAAUUUCACAAAAAAGACGUAAUUUUUUACGUCAAAAAUUUCAAUCCAAUUGUUCAUUCUUUCUUUCUUUCAUUCUUUCUUUCUUAAUAGCUCACAAUCUUUCUUUCUUAAUAGCUCUCAGGCUUUCUUUCUUUCUUUCUUUCUUAAUAGUUCCCGAACUUUUUUUCUUUCUUUCUUUCUUUCUUUCUUUCUUUCUUUCUUUCUUUCUUUCUUUCUUUCUUAAUAGUUCCCAAACUUUCUUUCUUUCUUUUCUCCUUGUUUCAACUUCUUCCUAUUUUCUUUCUUCUUUUUUCUACCUGUUUUUCUUUCUUAUUUUUCCUGCUUCUCUUUUCUCUUCUUUAUUUCUUUGUCUUUUUUACUCUGGCUUCUUUCUUUCUUUCUUUCUUUCUUUCUUUCUUUCUUUCUUUCUUUCUUUCUUAUUUUGGCUCUCCUUUUCCACCGUCCGACUUCUUUUCUUCACUCCUGCAUUUCUUGUUUGCUUUCUUCCUCUCCUCUCCCUUUUCACGCCUUUCUUUCUUUCUUUCUUUCUUUCUUUCUUUCUUUCUUUCUUUCACUGCCUCACCUUCCUUUCCUUUCUGUCUCUGUCUGUAUUUCCCUGGCUUCUUUGUUUCCUUCGUAUUUUCAAAUUUUCAGCCAUGUUCUUCCUCUCUCUCUCUCUCUCUCUCUCUCUCUCUCUCUCUCUUCUUUCUUUCUUUCUUUCUUUCAUUCUUCCACUUGGAGAGUCCAUACGUGCGUGGGUAAAUUACCAUAACACUAUCUAUCUAUCUAUCUAUCUAUCUAUCUAUCUAUCUAUGUCUGUCCACAUCUAUCUAUCUAUCUGUUGUCGCCUUGUUAGGGCCAGAAAUAAAAGACACACAUAG